This is a messenger RNA of Nerophis lumbriciformis (worm pipefish), 426 nucleotides long. The record is from RefSeq and is a predicted model, not a curated record. NCBI's taxonomy places the organism in Eukaryota, Metazoa, Chordata, Actinopteri, Syngnathiformes, Syngnathidae.
AUGGCUGCUGCAAGGUUACUAGCGCGUUCGGCUGUCAGAGCGUCCUCCUUGCCCUCCCGGGUGCUGGGGGGCCCUCACCUCGGUCCCCUUCGAGUCCCAGUCCCGCCGGUGGUACCGCUCAGCCGCGGCAUGGCGGCUGGAGGAAUUCCCACGGACGAGGAGCAAGCCACAGGCCUGGAGAAGAUCAUCAUGAAGGCCAUGAAGGAGGGCACCGACCCAUACAGCAUGAUGAAGCCCAAAGAGUACGCCGGCUCCAAAGCCGACCCUCACCUGGUGCCCUCCAUCACCAAUAAGAGGAUUGUGGGAUGCGUGUGUGAGGAAGACAACACAGCCGUGGUUUGGUUCUGGCUCCACCAGGGCGAAGCUCAGCGUUGUCCUUCGUGUGGCUCUCACUACAAACUGGUGGCACACGAGCUCCCCCACUAG